CACAAACCACAGAAGAAGAGCAGCAGGAGGACAGAAGAGCAGUUUGUUUUAUAAGUGUAUAAGGGUGAAAUGACUGUGUUGUGACGGUGAUAAUGGCUGAAGUGACUGGAGCUCAGCUGAUCGCUGAGGCGCUCAAAUCUCAGAAUGUGGAGUACAUGUUUGGCAUUGUCGGCGUGCCUGUCAUCGAGGUGGCCAUGGCUGCCCAAGCAGCGGGCAUCAAGUAUGUUGGUAUGCGCAAUGAACAAGCAGCCUGCUAUGCUGCAUCUGCUAUUGGGUAUUUGACAGGAAGGCCAGCUGUGUGCCUGGUCGUGUCUGGGCCGGGCCUGAUUCAUGCGCUUGGAGGAAUGGCCAAUGCUAACAUGAACUGCUGGCCUGUCAUUGUUAUUGGUGGCUCGUCUGAUAGGAACCAAGAAACCACAGGAGCAUUUCAGGAGUUCCCUCAGGUUGAAGCUUGUCGUCUGUAUAGUAAGUUUUCUGCUCGACCAAGCAGCCUUGAAAUGAUACCAGCCGUAGUUGAAAAGGCUGUGAGAAGCAGCAUUUACGGCCGUCCAGGAGCAUCCUACAUAGACAUAGCUGGAGACAUGGUAAAUGCCAAAAUAGACCGGGACAGUGUCAGGUUUGUUUCCUGCUGUCCUGCUCCUCCUGUGAGUCUGGCUGACAGCAGGGAGAUCACACAGGCUGUCCGGCUGCUCAAAGCAGCUCAGAGGCCUCUGAUCAUCAUCGGCAAAGGUGCGGCGUAUGCCAGGGCAGAGAAGGAGCUCAGGGAGCUGGUGGAGGCAGCUGGGAUCCCUUUCCUUCCCACACCUAUGGGGAAAGGAGUACUGCCGGAUGACCACCCGAACUGUGUUGCUGCAGCCAGGUCCAGAGCUUUAUUGCAGGCUGAUGUUAUAGUGUUAUUGGGUGCCAGACUCAACUGGAUCCUGCACUUUGGUUUUCCACCUAGAUUCAGUCCCCAUGUGAAGAUUAUUCAGGUGGAUCUGUGUGCUGAGGAGUUGAGUAAUAAUGUGAGAGCCACGUCUGCUCUUCUUGGAGACAUACGAGCUGUGGUCAGACAGCUGUUGGAAACUAUAAGAUCAGAGUCCUGGAGAUUUCCUUCUGAUUCACAAUGGUGGUCGACUCUAAAGGAAAAAAUGACGGCCAAUGCUCAGAUAUCAAAGAGUCUUGCUCUCCAGUCCACUCUACCCAUGAACUACUACACAGCUUUCCACCACAUUUCUGAGCUCCUGCCCAAAGACUGCAUCAUAGUGAGUGAGGGAGCGAACACUAUGGACAUUGGCCGCACCAUGCUGCAUAAUUACCUCCCACGACACAGGUUAGAUGCUGGUACUUUUGGCACUAUGGGAGUUGGCCCAGGAUUUGCCAUCGCAGCAGCAGUUUUGGAGCAGACGCAGAAGAGCGCUCAGAGAGUGGUGUGUAUAGAGGGAGACAGCGCCUUCGGUUUCUCUGGCAUGGAGGUGGAGACCAUGUGCAGGUAUAAACUGCCAGUCAUCAUCAUAGUAAUCAACAACAAUGGGAUCUACAGUGGAGUGGAUCCAGAGACAUGGAAACAGAUGGAAAAGAUGGGAGACAUGACCACCAUUGCUCCUCCGGUGACGCUGCUACCAGAGGCACGGUACGAGCAGGUGAUGAGUGCGUUCGGGGGUCGUGGGUAUCUGGUCCGAACGGUGGAGCAACUCCGCAGUGCACUACAAGACAGUCUGAACAACACACAGAUGCCCAGCCUUCUCAACGUACUUAUAGACCCAGCCUCAGACCGCAAGCAACAGGAGUUUCCCUGGCUGACACGUUCAAAUCUGUAAAGCUGAGAGAGCUAUCGGAUGAGAUCGGAUCAUGUCUUGAUGACCUAACAUUGUUUCUUAUACUACAUUCAGUCAAUUUACUGUAGGUGGCACUAUUUCCUAUAAAAAGAAAAAUUGUAUAAUUUUAACAUUAUCUCAGUCUCUAUUUACUGAAAUUAAUUUCCAGAGAUUUCUUUCUAUGAAUACUUGAGGGAUAGUUCACACCAAUAUAAAAAUUCUGUCAUCAUUUACCAUUUCCACGCACCUCUUUCCAUAUGACAACAGUUCAUAGAAUGCUUCAGGAAUCCAAACCUGGGAACAUUACAUUUGCACUUCCAAUUCCAUUGUCCUGAAAUCAACAGGUUGUUGGUUAAUUGUCUGAAAUUACAUCUGUGGUUCACAAUUCAUGUUUCAUAUUUUCUACAAUAAUCCAAAAGCCUGUGAAAAGAUCUUUUUUGUCGAGGUAAACAGGGUGAUGCUAACUUCCUUGUUGGUUAACACAAAAUGAAAUCCCUGGAACACACUGAUUGAAAAAUUAAUUUGUAUGGUUUGUGCAGUGUAUUUCUACUAAGCACUUCUAAAGUUAUCGUUCACUGAUUUACUGAUAAUUCUUGUUCACUGAUAACAUCACAAGUUGUAGUCACUAUGAAUUGUCAUUCUAUGGAAUAGAGCGGCAUUAAGAUUCUUCAAAAUUUACAUUUAUUUUGUUGUUCAUCUAGUCAUACAAUUUUGGAACAACAUGAGGCUGAGUAAAUGAUUUUGAAGAACUAUUCCUUUUAUAGAGAAAAUGCUUACACUCUAGAAAAAUGCUGGAUUAAGAACAACCAUUUCUGGGUUAUUUGGCAACCCAGCACUGGGUGAUUAUUGGACAGAACACAUGCUGGGUUAUUUUAACUUUUCUUUUUUUUGACUAUGUUGCUUGGUCGGUCAACCUGUUGAAGGUCUUUCAUUUUGAAUGAUAAAAAUGUAUAUAUACAGUUAUAUACAGUCAAAAGUUUACAUACAUCUUGCAGAAUCUGCAAAAUGUUAUUUAUUUUAGCAAAAUAAGAGGGAUCAUACAAAAGGCAUGUUAUUUUUUUAUUUAGUACAGACCUGAAUAAGAUAUUUUAAACAUAAAAGACAUUUACAUAGUCCACAAGAGAAAAUAAUAGUUGGGUUUAUAAAAAUGACCCAAAAGUUUACAUGUGCUUGAUUCUUAAUACUGUGUUGUUACCUGAAAGAUCCACAGCUGUUUUGUUGCUUUUUAGUGAUAGUUGUUCAUGAGUUCCUUGUUUGUCCUGAACAGUUAAACUACUGUGUAAACUUUUGAACAGAACUGUUCAGGACAAACAAGGGACUCAGGAAACGACUGUCAAAAAAACAAAAAACAAACAAACAACAACAACAAACACACACACACACACACACACACACACACACACACACACGUCUGGUUUAUUAUCCUUGUGGGGGCAAUGGUUUGUAUACUGUCCACACUGUAUUUUCUAUCCCCUUACCCUAACCCUGCCCCUAAACCUAACCCUUACAGAAAACUUUCUGCAUUUUUAUUUUCUCAAAAAAUCUCAUUCUGUAUGAUUUAUAAGCUUUUGUACCCAUGGGGACCGCAGGCUGGUCCCCACAAUGUCAAAAAUUUCAGGUUUUACUAUCCUUGUGGGGACAUUUGGUCCCCACAAUGUAGCAAAAACAAGUACACACACACACACACACACAGCUGUGGAUCAUUCAGGUAACAAUAUUUUUUUCCUCUGGUGAACUAUGUAAACGUCUUUUAGGUAAAAUGUCUUAUUUAGGUCAGUACUAAAUAAAAAAUAACAUACAAUAUGUCCCUCUUAUUUUUGUAAAAUAAUUAACAUUUAAUUAACAGAUUCUGCGAGGUGUUUGUGAACUUUUGACCUCAACUGUAUAUUACAAGAACAGUUCACCCUGGUGAAAAAAACAGCAUAUGCUGGUAGGUAUGUCUUGAUGCUGGUCCUUUGCUGGUUUAUGCUGGUCAUGUUGCUGGUCAAGAACCAGCAUAAACCAGCAAAGGACCAGCUUAAACCAGCAUCAAAACAUACCUACCAGCAUAUGCUGUUUUUUUCACCAGGGCAUAUACAAUAUUCAGUGUCAAGUCAGUCCUUUAUAAACAUGAAAUCUUCAAAAACACAAAAUUAAGUUAGCAGCCAGUGGGCAGAAAACUGCUAUCAGUAGGCUGUUCCAGUUCACGUCAGUCAGUUUGUUAGACAUUUAAGUUUCAACCUGUCAACCACCAGCGCGACCACAACCGCAGCAAUGGCGCACUAGAUCAAUACAAAAACCGCCCAAUUUCUACUCAAAACUAGCCCAAAAGUAGCCCAAAGGGGGCUCCCCCAGUAAGAAUCACAUUCCAGGGGGUAAAAUACACAUUUUUUUAUUCGUGUUUUGGGUUCCCCUCAUCAAUCUAACAUUCCAGGAGUUAAAAUAUUACAUUAUUGGAGUCGCUUCAACCUGUGGACAUGAAAAAAACAAACAAACAAAAAAAAAAAAAAAACGCAGCAACAGUAUAAAAGUAGCCCCAUUUCUGCGGACGUGGCAACACUACACAGAAUGACUGUGGACAAAAAAUACAAUUUGUUGAGUCAGCUUAAAAUAAUUUGUUACCCUGCUGCCUUAAAAUUUUAAGUUCAGUCAACUAAAAUAAAUUUAGUCAACUUGAAAUGUUAAGUUGUACUAAGUAACAACUUAGAUAUUUGUGUUCGCUAAACUUAACAGAUGUGUAAGUAACCCAGCUGCCUUAAAAAUUUAAGUUGAAUCAGCUCAAAUAUCUAAGUUGUCACUUAGUAUAAUUUAACAUUUCAAGUUGAAUAAACUUUUUUUGAGUUGACUGAACUUAAAAUUUUAAGGCAGCCAGGUAACAAAUUAUUUUAAGCUGACUCAACAAAUUGUAUUUUUUGUCAACAGUCAUUCUGUGCAGUGUUGCCACGUUGACUCAAAUUGUUUUUUACAGUGCAGCACCUGGGUAAAAAUAUUAAAAUAAACUCAAUAACAUGACCCAACAGGCUGAACCCAACAUCUUUUUAGAGUGUACAUUGUCUAAUAACAAAUUAAGGGACAUUUGGCUGUAUAGACUAUGUAUAUUUGAUUAUUUUAAUUUACAAUUUAUUACCAAUUGUACCCCUAUUGUACAUUUAGAUGUGUUUUUUAACUUCACCUGACCUCAGGUCAGUGUUGUGUGUGCUGCUCUAGAGGGCUUCUGUUUAAGCUCAUCUGUGUCUAUGGGUAAUUGAGGUCUUCUGGUCUCAUCUUCUGCUCUUUCAUAAAGUAUCAUUACCGUGCUGCUUUAUCACAGAGUGAGAGCUUCUCCUCCUUAGCCUUGGCAGAUCACACCGUCUUCACAUUUCCAGGUGUGGAAAUGUUCCCAACAGUUUUACAGCAUGUAAAAGACUUAUUAAAGUAACCAUUAUCGCAGCCACACUGUAAAAGCCUAGCUAUAAUUUAAAUGAUUGUGCACAAGCAAAAAUGGCCUUACUUGCUGUACAUUGUUAAUGUAUAAAGAAUUAUAGUGAAUUAAAUAUAUUUUUGUAAUAACAACUUGAUCCAAUUAAUGUAAUUUGAUAAGAUUUUGUUUCCUGUGAUGGAACAUUAAAAUGCGGUUCAUAUGGA
Labeo rohita (rohu) is the source of this 5399-nucleotide messenger RNA. RefSeq names its product 2-hydroxyacyl-CoA lyase 1 (gene hacl1). The record is from RefSeq and is a predicted model, not a curated record. Gene Ontology annotation, biological process: fatty acid alpha-oxidation. The transcript is spliced from 17 exons. The coding region runs from base 93 to 1799 and encodes 568 amino acids. NCBI's taxonomy places the organism in Eukaryota, Metazoa, Chordata, Actinopteri, Cypriniformes, Cyprinidae. Gene Ontology annotation, cellular component: peroxisome. Gene Ontology annotation, molecular function: catalytic activity; magnesium ion binding; thiamine pyrophosphate binding.